AUGUCUCCCACCAAAGAACCCUUCACCAUAACUGCCUCUCCAUCCACGGAUAUCUGGCGCAAACCUCCCACCACCGAUGCCUUCAAUGCACCCACCAACAUGGCUUCGGCAAUAUCUCUCACCUCAUUCCUCUCUUCCAAGAUCACAUUUUCUCUCCCUUGCAAAUAUCGCUACGACCAAGGUGGUCUUCUUCUCCAUCUCACCAAAGCCGGUUCUAAAGAUCGAUGGUUGAAGACUGGAAUUGAAUUUUAUAAUGGAAAACCGUAUGUGAGCACUGUUGGAUGCGAUAAUUUCGCAGACUGGAGCAUCUAUCCGACAGGUCUUGAUCCAAGUGAAGACGUGGAGGUUACGGUCGAAGUGAGGAGAGAGGGUGAUGAGAAUGGAAAGGGUCUUUGGGUUUAUUGGAUCAAGGGCGAAGAGAGAAUACCACUCAGAGAGGUGGCGUGGUUUUUUGCCGAUGAAGAAGGUUGGGAAAUUGGAGUUGGAGCGAUGGCUUGUAGACCUGCUAAAGCUGAGGCUACUAAUGGAGAGAGUUUAGAGGUCAAAUUUUGGGACUUCGAGUUGAAACAGCAUUGA
Molecule: messenger RNA, 576 nt
Organism: Botrytis byssoidea
Lineage: Eukaryota; Fungi; Ascomycota; Leotiomycetes; Helotiales; Sclerotiniaceae
Exons: 1
Coding region: 1-576 (191 amino acids)
Source: RefSeq, a predicted model, not a curated record